This is a messenger RNA of Botrytis deweyae, 903 nucleotides long. RefSeq lists its product as uncharacterized. NCBI's taxonomy places the organism in Eukaryota, Fungi, Ascomycota, Leotiomycetes, Helotiales, Sclerotiniaceae. Gene Ontology annotation, molecular function: protein binding. The transcript has 3 exons. The record is from RefSeq and is a predicted model, not a curated record. The coding region runs from base 1 to 903 and encodes 300 amino acids.
AUGCUCCCUCCCAGCAAAAGCGUCCUCGGACCCAAACCUAAAAACUCCACCGAUAGGUCCUACCCUCACACGGCUGAGCGUGAUGGGGCAGGCUCGAAGGACAGGGAUGCUAGGCUCUGGGCUGAGAAAUGUUGGCCUGUUGUUACAGAGUCGUUGUACAUUGGACGAAAGGAGAAGAGAAGGGAAAGAUCAGAUAAAAUGACGGAUCCGAGAGAUGUUCAUUACGAAGAGGAGGAAACGCCCAUUGAUGAGCAACUCAUAUCUGCCAUAAAGUACAAUUCGGUUGGAACCUUCAACACAGUCUUAGAACGCUUCGAUAGCCCGGAAGCUGCUGUUGAAUACCUGAAUACACACGCCUUGGCAUACAGAUACCAGGAUCGGGUUGUGAAAAAGGAAGCUGGAAAUGUUGCUGCUCAUGUUGCUGCCUCUCUUGGACAAGAUAAAAUAAUCGAUGAGCUUCUCGGUCAAGACGGAUUUGAAUGUGAUCCCCGCAACAGCAUCGGUGAUACACCUCUCCACUGCGCCGUUAGAUGGAUCAACAAAGAAGGUCGAGUCAAUAAAAUGGGAAGAAGUGUUUGGGACGACGGUCUUGAAAUGAUCAAGAUGAUGCUCCGCGACGGCAGCGAUCCGCGAAUUCGCAACAAAGAUGGACAUAGAGCCGAAGAUUUAGUCAAUCCUGAAAACACCCAACUGAAAAAAGUUUUUGCAGACUUCGAGUUUGAGCCACCUUCAGAUGAAGAGGAAGAGGAAGAGCCUGCUUCUAAGAAGAACGGAUAUGAUUAUGCGGAUUUGGUUGAUGGUGAUGUCGGGGAUGAUGAUGAUGUUGGGAGUGUAUACAGUGGGAGUGAUAGUGAAGAGGAACAAGAGUGGCAAAGACGCCGAGCUGAGAAGUCUGGCAAAUAA